This is a messenger RNA of Hipposideros armiger (great roundleaf bat), 3713 nucleotides long. It is a transcript of the gene MID2, whose product is annotated as midline 2. The transcript is spliced from 10 exons. The coding region runs from base 602 to 2749 and encodes 715 amino acids. The record is from RefSeq and is a predicted model, not a curated record. Gene Ontology annotation, molecular function: zinc ion binding; microtubule binding. Gene Ontology annotation, cellular component: microtubule. Lineage: Eukaryota; Metazoa; Chordata; Mammalia; Chiroptera; Hipposideridae. Gene Ontology annotation, biological process: protein localization to microtubule.
UCCCGUCACUCCUGCCCAGGGAGAAAACAUGUAAACGCGCCUCCAGAGGAGGGGCUGGGGUAGCUGGGAGCGGCGGGGGAGGCUGAAGGUGAGGCCCGGAAGGUGGCCGAGAGCCCCUGCUGCCGGGCCUUUGCCGGUGCUCCCUCCGGGCGUCAGCCCCAGCCCUGUUGGCCCCCACCCCACCCCCCUUUUCGAAGGGAUUGCUUUUCUUUUCUCUGCGGCGGCGGAAAUGACAGUGUGGAGCUGCCGUGGUGUCAUGGUGCUGCCCAUGGACUGAGGGGGCGAAAACUCUUAAGUUUGGAGCGUCGCGACCGCCGUGCUGUCCCUUGCGGGGCGCGCGGGCGGGCGGAUCCCGGCUGCUGCGCGGCGGCAGCGGCGAAGGCGAAGGCGAAGGCGAAGGCGGGCGGCGGCCUAGAGCGGCGGCAGCGGCAGCCCGGGGAGCUCGCGCCAGCAUCGGAGCCUGAGCCAGCUCGCGGCGGAGGGAGGCGAGCGCCCUGCGCCCUGGGGCGCGCUCAGGAGAUGGCCGGCACCCGGGAACGCUCUGGGUGAAAGCCCAGCCUCUGUGGUUCUUAAUGCCUCAGCAGGAUUAUUUUCAUUAAAGAUGGAAACACUGGAGUCUGAAUUGACCUGUCCAAUCUGCCUAGAGUUGUUUGAAGACCCCCUUCUGCUCCCUUGUGCUCAUAGCCUUUGCUUCAGCUGUGCCCAUCGCAUUUUGGUCUCCAGUUGCAGCUCUGGUGAAGCCAUUGAACCCAUUACUGCUUUCCAGUGUCCUACGUGCAGGUAUGUUAUCUCGCUGAACCACCGGGGCCUGGAUGGCCUCAAGAGGAAUGUGACUCUGCAGAACAUUAUUGACCGUUUCCAGAAGGCUUCAGUUAGUGGGCCCAAUUCCCCAAGUGAGAGCCGCCGUGAGAGGACUUACAGGCCCAGCUCCACCAUGUCUAGUGAGCGAAUUGCUUGCCAAUUCUGUGAGCAGGAUCCGCCAAGGGAUGCAGUGAAAACAUGCAUCACCUGUGAGGUCUCCUACUGUGACCGUUGCCUGCGGGCCACACAUCCUAACAAGAAACCUUUCACCAGCCACCGCCUGGUGGAACCAGUGCCAGACACACACCUUCGAGGGAUCACCUGCCUGGACCACGAGAAUGAGAAAGUGAACAUGUAUUGUGUAUCCGAUGACCAAUUGAUCUGUGCCUUAUGCAAACUGGUGGGGCGUCACCGAGACCAUCAGGUCGCAUCCCUGAAUGAUCGGUUUGAGAAACUCAAGCAAACUCUGGAGAUGAACCUAACCAACCUGGUUAAGCGUAACAGUGAACUAGAAAAUCAAAUGGCCAAGCUAAUACAGAUCUGCCAGCAGGUUGAGGUGAAUACUGCUAUGCAUGAGGCAAAACUUAUGGAAGAAUGUGACGAGUUGGUAGAGAUCAUCCAGCAGAGGAAGCAAAUGAUUGCUGUGAAAAUCAAAGAAACAAAGGUUAUGAAACUGAGAAAGUUGGCACAGCAGGUUGCUAAUUGCCGCCAGUGUCUUGAAAGGUCAACAGUCCUCAUCAAUCAAGCUGAGCAUAUCCUGAAGGAAAAUGACCAAGCACGGUUUCUCCAGUCUGCAAAAAAUAUUGCUGAGAGGGUCGCUAUGGCAACUGCAUCUUCUCAAGUUCUGAUUCCAGACAUCAAUUUUAAUGAUGCCUUUGAAAACUUUGCUUUAGACUUUUCCAGAGAAAAGAAACUGCUGGAGGGGCUAGAUUAUUUAACAGCCCCCAACCCACCAUCUAUCCGAGAGGAACUCUGUACUGCUUCCCAUGACACCAUUACAGUCCACUGGAUCUCGGAUGAUGAGUUCAGCAUCAGCUCCUAUGAGCUUCAGUACACCAUAUUCACUGGCCAGGCUAACUUCAUCAGUAAGUCAUGGUGUAGUUGGGGCCUGUGGCCAGAGAUAAGGAAAUGUAAGGAAGCAGUAAGCUGCUCAAGAUUGGCCGGGGCGCCACGAGGCCUGUAUAAUUCAGUGGAUAGCUGGAUGAUUGUGCCCAAUAUUAAGCAGAACCAUUACACAGUGCAUGGACUCCAGAGUGGGACACGCUACAUCUUCAUUGUUAAAGCCAUAAACCAAGCAGGCAGCCGGAACAGUGAACCUACCCGACUAAAAACAAACAGCCAACCCUUUAAACUGGAUCCCAAAAUGACUCACAAGAAGUUGAAGAUCUCCAAUGACGGCUUGCAGAUGGAAAAGGAUGAAAGCUCUCUGAAGAAGAGCCACACCCCAGAGAGGUUUAGUGGCACAGGGUGCUAUGGGGCAGCAGGAAACAUAUUCAUUGACAGUGGCUGCCACUACUGGGAGGUGGUCAUGAGUUCCUCAACAUGGUAUGCAAUUGGCAUUGCCUACAAAUCAGCUCCCAAGAAUGAAUGGAUUGGCAAGAAUGCCUCCUCGUGGGUCUUCUCUCGAUGCAAUAGUAACUUUGUAGUGAGACAUAACAACAAGGAAAUGCUGGUGGAUGUGCCCCCGCAGCUGAAGCGUCUGGGUGUCCUUUUGGAUUAUGACAACAACAUGCUGUCUUUCUAUGACCCAGCUAACUCUCUCCAUCUUCAUACUUUUGAUGUGACCUUCAUUCUACCAGUUUGUCCAACAUUCACAAUCUGGAACAAAUCCCUAAUGAUCCUGUCUGGCUUGCCCGCCCCGGAUUUUAUUGAUUACCCUGAGCGGCAGGAAUGCAACUGCAGGCCGCAAGAAUCCCCUUAUGUUUCUGGGAUGAAAGCUUGCCAUUAAGUUUCAAGAGAGCAUAUAAUUCACUGGCUCUCUAGUUCAGCAGUUCUUCCCCUCCUAAACCUCAGUUAGUGUCCAAUAUACAAAAUACAAAAUAAAGUUCAUUUGAAGCAUCCGAACCAACUAGAUAUUAUAGAUUUAAUUUUUUUGCAUUAAAGCUUGUAUUUGAAUUAAGGUUUUGAGUUUCUCAGAACAAAUUUUCUGAGUAGUCUGAACUCAAGCCAUUGGAGAAGAAAUUUAGAGAAUGCCUCUUUUCUCAUUGGAGAAUUUAAAAUUCCCAAUGAUUUGGAGUAUAAAUGAUAUUGGGAGGGAAUAGGGUAAUUCUAGGUAAAUAAUGUAGAAAGAUGCUCUGAACAAGGAGCUAGCCAGCCAGAAAGGGGGGAUGUCAGCUUUUCUAGUACUGACCAAUUUAGCCCGGUAGAAUUUUGACAUGUCAAAUGAUUGCUUAUUAUAUGUAGCUUUUAAUAAAAACCUACAAUCACAGAUUUAUUAUAAAGAAAAUAUGUAUAUGUAUAUAUAAUUUAUAUAAAAUGAAUAAAUAAUAUAUGUCAUUUAUUCAUUUUAUAAUUACAUAUACAUAAGAAACUGUUUAACUUGAUCAUUUGAGUGAGAAAUAUACUGGAAGGGAAAAUAAAUUAUGCCAUUUAUUUUUGUCCCCUAAAAGAAACAGUUGACAUCAAAAUCAGCCAACAUUUCUCUCCUGCCUGCCUCCAUCCCUUUUUUCCUCCCUGUUGUCACACACACAUGCAAUAAUGACAUAGAUGGUGGGAAGAGUUCUGGGUUGGAUUAGGAGAGAUUGAGGGACAAGAUUGCACAACAGAGCUAUUGCUGGAUACAAAAUUGACUGAGGUAGAAGUGUUUCAUGUAGCACAAUUUCACUGAUGUUACCUUAAUGGAGGAGGUUCUGAAUCGUUAAAAAUUCUGUCACAGAAUAUUUCCAAAAAAAAAUACAGUUCUGUUUCUUUUU